Brassica oleracea var. oleracea is the source of this 2374-nucleotide messenger RNA. Its product is annotated as protein transport Sec1b-like. Gene Ontology annotation, biological process: vesicle-mediated transport; intracellular protein transport. The record is from RefSeq and is a predicted model, not a curated record. Gene Ontology annotation, molecular function: syntaxin binding. The coding region runs from base 288 to 2273 and encodes 661 amino acids. The transcript is spliced from 21 exons. Lineage: Eukaryota; Viridiplantae; Streptophyta; Magnoliopsida; Brassicales; Brassicaceae. Gene Ontology annotation, cellular component: secretory granule; plasma membrane.
CUGAGAAAAAUCGUUCAGAGUUUGAAAAAUCGUGGGCUCGCUCGCUCUCGGAGCCGACCCGGAAAGUCUAGAAGAAGCGCCAAGUUUCCUUCUUUUUACUUUUCUCUUCAUCACCACGUAAACCCUAGAUUCUCCCCCCUUUUUCUUCGAUCCAGAAGAUCUUCAAAAAUCAAACACACACACUAAUCUUCUCCUCCUCUUUCGAGAAUCUGUUUCGGAGUCUCUUACCUUCGAGUCAACCGUAAUUUUCUUAAUUUCCGUCGAUCAAAAUCGUGUUUUCAAACGCCAUGUCUUUCUCCGAUUCCGGAUCCUACUCAAAUGGCGGAGAUCACAAGAGUUUCAGGCAAAUCACCCGCGAGAGAUUACUGUAUGAAAUGCUUAUGCCAGAGAAAAAUGGGACCCCCAUAUCAGUUUGGAAGGUGCUUAUUCUGGACAAGUUCACAGUGAAGGUUAUGUCAUCUGUUGCCAAAAUGUCUGAGAUCUCACAACAAGGCAUUUCUUUGGCUGAGGUCAUAACUAGACAGAGGCAACCUAUGACUUCCUUUGAUGCCAUAUACUUCAUUCAACCGACCGAAUCAAAUGUCAAUGCGUUUUUGUCUGAUAUGACUGGAAAAUCACCGCUUUACAAAAAGGCUUUCGUUUUCUUUAGCUCUCCUGUUUCGAGAAGCUUUGUUACUCUCAUCAGGAAGGACAUGAGAGCGAUGAAACGAAUUAGCGCAUUGAAAGAGAUGAACUUGGAGUACAUUAGCAUGGACAUUCAGGGGUUCGUUACGAAUAACGAAAACGCUCUGGAAGAUCUUUAUAGCGACGAGGAGAACCAUCAGAGAGCAGAUUAUUGCUUGAAUGUGGUAGCUAAACGCAUUGCUACAGUUUUGGCUUCACUAAAGGAAUACCCCUUUGUGCGCUACCGUGGAGCCAAAGCUCUUGAUGCUACAACAAUGACAACUUACCGAGAGUUGAUUCCUACAAAGCUUGCUGCUGGUGUAUGGAACUGUCUGGCAAGAUACAAACAGACAAUCGAAGAUUUUCCUCAGACUGAAACAUGUGAACUACUUAUCCUGGAUCGAUCCAUAGACCAGAUCGCACCUCUCAUUCAUGAGUGGACAUAUGAUGCAAUGUGCCAUGAUUUGCUUAAGAUGGAAGGAAAUAAAUAUACAUACGAGGUUCCGAGUAGAAGUGGUGGUGAUCCUGAAAUGAGAGAGGUUCUUUUAGAUGAAGAAGAUCCCAUUUGGGUGGAGCUUCGUGAUGUUCAUAUUGCAGAUGCAAGUGAAAGAUUGCAUGAGAAGAUGACAAACUUCGUGUCGAAGAACAAAGCCGCGCAAUUGAAACACAGUUCAAAAGACUCUGGUGACAUUUCAUCAAAAGAUUUGAAGAAGGUGGUUCACGCUUUGCCACAGUACAGUGAGCAAAUUGACAAGCUCUCACUUCAUGUAGAGAUUGCUAGAACAAUUAACAGAACAAUAAUGGAGCAAGGUCUAAGAGAACUCGGGAAGCUAGAGCAGGACCUUGUUUUUGGGGAUGCUGGAAGAAAAGACGUCAUCAAAUUCUUGAGCACCAACAAUGUUAUAAACCAAGAAAGCAAGCUACGGUUGAUGAUGAUUCUUGCCGCAAUCUACCCCAAGAAGUUUGAAGGUGAAAAGGGACGAAAGAUGAUGGAGCUAGCGAAAUUGUCGGGGGAUGAUGUAGUAGCUGUGAACAAUUUGAGAUUACUUGGACCAGUACAUACAGAAUCUAAACGGAGCACAACAGGAUCUUUCUCUCUCAAGUUUGAUGUCCUUAAGAAGCGAGCGGCUCGUAAAGACCGGGUUGGUGAAACUCAAACAUGGCAACUGUCUCGUUUUUAUCCAAUCGUAGAGGAACUUGUUGAGAAACUUAACAAAGGUCAUUUGCCAAAGCAAGACUAUCCUUGUAUGAAUGAACCAAAACCAACCUUUUAUUCUGCCUCUCAGUCUCCAUCAGCGAGUCCAGUAUUGCCUCAUUCAAGACGAACACCAACUUGGGCAAGGCGCCAUCUUUCUGAGGAUGGAUAUUUCAGUGACUCAGUUCUAGGACGAGCAUCUAGCGGAUUCAAGAAAAAGGGGCAGAGGAUUUUCGUCUUCAUAGUAGGAGGAGCAACGAGAUCUGAGCUAAGGGUUUGCCACAAACUUACGGAGAAGCUUGACAGAGAAGUUAUCCUAGGCUCCUCCAGCUUCCUUGAUCCCCAAACUUUCCUUACUAAAAUGAAACAAAUAAAUGAAGAAGAGGAGAUUUCACUGGAUGAUAUCGACAUCUAAUCUCUUGUAUUUGUUUUGGAGAGGUUUCUCCCCUUCUAGACAAUAAAUGAACCUUGUUCUAUACAUGAUGUCUUCCUUAUGUAAAUAAACCUUGUUCUAUA